AAACGUUUUCUGUGAAACCGUUGUUUUCUUUCACAACAAAUUUCAGUGGACUCAUCUGAAAAGUGCAGAACAUCUUAUCUAAUCGUCUGUAGUCUUUCCUGGUGUUUUCUGGAGAAUCUCUCUUCCUCAAUUGUUUUAAAAGUCUGUAGUUUCUAGCUUUCUUUCCCACUCUAGUGGGAGGGUGUGGUAGGCUACUGACGCGUGGCGCGAUAUAAACUGAACUUUGCCUGCAAAAAGACAAAGUCCCGACGGCUCAGGAGACAGGAAGACCGAAAUUCUGACUCACUGACAAGAGACAUUUUCUCACUACCGAUAACAUACGUGCAUAGAUUGAGCAGGGUUUUGCUCUGGGGUGGAGAUGGUUCAUAUGUGAGCGGUGUGGCUCUAUCUCCUGCCACUCAGCGGCUCCCCGCUGUCCCGGGCUCAGCCAAUGAGGCACGGGCCGGGCACGGCAGUUCCUGGAAGCAGUGACGAAGUGCGCUUAUCUGGGAAACACUCAGGCCUUGCAUCAGGCAACCUACAGAAUACAUCGCCAUUGACCCAGAAGGAUGAUGUCGUUCUGAUCCGUUCCGGCCAACCUAUUACACAAGCUCCUUGGUCUACACCGGAGGGCUCGCCACACACUUCACCAAUGGCUAGCGCGCCCAAGAAGUGGGUAAUGCAACCCUUUUCUCCCAAGCUGGACAUGAACGACCUCAGAACAAUCCUGAGCCCCGGCACCAAGCGGGCUGAGGGGGACACCUUGGAGCCGCGCGAUUACGGCUACGGGAGCAUCACCAUAAUGCACUCUCAGCCCUCCGUGACGGUGACGUCGAACGAGGGGGACAGUCCGCGGGAUGUGGUGGUGAAGGCCAAGCAGGUCGCGGUCUCGGAUGAGAGCAUCAGCAGCGACGGCUCGGACGCCAGCAGCACCAGUUGUCCCUGCAGCCCUAGCAGUAGCUCGGGAUCCCAGAGCGGCUUCUACUCCUUCGCGGAGAUGAGCGCCGAGGCAGAGCGGACCGAGGCUUGGAUGUCUUCCCCGGAGAGAGGGGCCAAGCUAUCGGUUCUGAAGGAGGGAAACGACUUCAAACUGCGGGCGUAUGUGGAGGAGCGGAGGCCCGAGAAGCUGUUUGAGGAGGCCAACAGCGAUUCCCGCUACAGGGUUGAGGAUAGAGAGGACACGGAGGGGCAGGAAGCGACGGAGGAGAGAAUGGAGAUCAUUCGCAGCCAGGCCCCCAAGUUCAAACCUGCCUUCAAAGAGCAGUAUAGUGCGCUGGAGAGCUUGGACCUCAGUUACUCCCCGCAAAGGCUGCUGGAGGGCUUGAGCCUGAACUACAGCCCAGUCAAAGUGGAGGUGCUCCAGAGCGGGGCCGAGUCCGGUACCGUCGACACCGAGCAGAUCAGCUUCAGUGCAGCGCGACAGCAGUUUCUGAAGAUGGAACAGUCCAAGCGCAACCCCUUCCUGCAAAGUCCCCAGCAGAUCCUGCAGUUUCCUGAGCACCACGAAACCCCUUCAAAAUCAGAGGUUACAGGCACAUCAAGGGAAGCGGAAGAGGGUGGUUUCCCUGAGGAGCUCGAGUUGAGCCAAAGCCCGAAGUCCAAUCCGGACAUCAACUGGGUGUUCGCAGGGAAGAUUGUGACUGUGUCCAUCACUGAAGAAAGAAGCACCAAGAUUCAGACUAGCUUCGAUGACCUUGACUCUGGUUUGGGGGAUCAGUCGCUGGACCCAAGUGGUGGGUAUCCUUAUGAUGGCAAUGCCUCAAAUGAUGUUUUCGAAGUAGGAACUGGAGGUGUGGUCUCGUUCACAAGUGAGGGAGAGACACCCACCGAACACGACACAUGCAUUUCCCAAGAAAGGGAGGACAACGUCCGGCAAGAACAUGGAAGUAAGGGAGAGACCCCCAUCGAGCGAGAGAUCCGCAUCGCCCAAGAGAGGGAGGAGAACCUCCGGCGUGAACGUGGAAUCAUGCGAACCGAUGUAAAGGAGAUGGUGGAGAUCAAGACUAAGCCUCUGCUCUCUCCGGCGAGCCCCGCACUGACACCCGUCAAAGCCAGGGAGAAGAACCGGGUGAGCUUCUUCAUACAGCGAGAGAUCGAGCAAGACAGCCGGAGAGAAGAGGAUCUUCAGCACCAAGGGAAAGUGCCGGGUUUAUACGACCGUGGAAUGGCCCAGGAGCUGGGGGAGAGGAAGAGAGUCUUUGAGCUACAAGAAGACCAGAUUCCAGUCACGCCUGCCAAGAAGAGCCUCACCGGGACCUUAGUGGACACCCGACAGGUCAGGCCGUGUGUCGAAGAGGACAGGAAGUCUCCGGAGGCCAUGGCGUCAGUAGAGAGGACUAGGAGCCCAGAGACUGAGAUACUCUCCCCCUGUUGCCCUCACCGACACCCUGAUGAAGCUGCACUGUGGAUCACUAGUCCGGAGUAUUCGAUACAAAGCCCUCUCAGCCAGAAGAAGGGUUAUAACACACUCGGCGAAAGAUAUAUCACUUCCCAGAGCACCUCAUUUAGUCAUUCGCCAUGGCGGGUGGAAAACAAAGGAUCAUCGAAAAGCUAUUCUUCUUUGGUGGAUUCCCCAUCUCCCUCCUCCAUACGCAGUAUGUCACCAUUGCUGGUACCGUCUAUAGUCGGUCAGCCCGGUCUGCACUGGCCCGGGAUCUCAGAGCAGGUCAUCCUGAGGCCUCGCAGUCUACAUACCCCAGAUGCCAUCCGCAAGGAGAUCGAGUCGGACCUGAAGCGAGAGGAGGAUCUCCGUAAACUGCGCGAAUCGGGAGGCCUCUCCCUGCCCCUCGAAGGGGGCCUCGACACCGUGGACAAGACGGCCUCCACCGCAAUGGAUCCAAACCCCUCGCAACGUGUGGAGGAUGGUGGAACAUCUCCGCAGGGCUUGAGGGAUGAGGUCUUCGAACGGGAAAAGCCUCUCUGCACUGUGCUCCCUGAGGAAAGGAUAGCCAAAAGUACCGGUCAGACUUCCCUCUGGAGCACAGACACCGUUGACUCCAGAGAGAGUCACUUAACCAGCUCAAUUCUCACUCCAGACAAAAGGAUAAAGGUCUCCGCUUCUCCCUCCCCCUCUGCACACCUGCCGAUGCGUCUUCCCUCCGUGUCGAUGAUGACACCCCAGCCGUGGGUGUCCAACCGCCAGGCCUCUCCGGCCCUCCCGAGGGUUUCGCCCCUGACGCCCCAGGGUUCGGGGCCGGAGGCCGGGGGCUCUGCCACACAGAAGGGCCUCACGGAGACGCUGCUGGAGGACUUCGAAGAAAGACGGGCCAAGCUGAAACUGGAGGAGAGCUCGUAUGCAGGGAUACAGCCAACCGAUGAGGUGAAUAAUGAGGUUCUGGAAGCCACACGAGUCAUCAGGCACAAAAACAUGAAGGCUCUGCGCUGGGAGGCAGGGGUAUACGCCAACGAGGAAGCCAACUGAGCCCUCCGCCCGGCGUCUGUUACUGGGAGUGAGGAGGAAGAGCGAGAGGAAGACGUCUCACUCGUCUUCAACAACCAGCUCCGAGGACACAAAAAGAUUGUCUUCCCAACUCUUCUCUGCAGUCACACCAAAUGUCGGCCGCUAUAGUUUUCUGGUCUGGCUGAACUAAUAAAUAGGUCUGCUUCCCCACGAGAACAAACCCCCGUCCAGAGAUGCUCAGCUCAGCUGAAGCCCCAUCUGAUAAUGUUGGAUAAUAAUUAUGAUUUGUGUUGUCAUGGAAAUUGCCGAAGCAAACAGUCCCCCAAUUCUUUCCGAUUUCUAUGCUGGCCAAUGAAAUCUCUCUCUCCUGUGUAGUAUUCCGGACUCUAUCUGCACGUGACUGGGGGGAGGGGGGUUCUUUUUCCAAGGAGAAAUGUAGGAGGAAGCAGAGAAGGAAUGAGAGAGUGACAAAAUGGAUGGCCAUCGAAGCAGAGAAAACGGUAAUUAACUGCGCACUGGAAAAAUAUGAAUGUAGUGAAGGUGGAACACGCUGCAUGCUGAGUACAGUGCCUGCUUAGAAUGCAUUGGCUUUUUUUGAUGGGUAUAGUGGCAAGUAUGUCCAAAGUGCAGUGAUCCAAAAAACGAAAGGAAAAAAACAAAACAAAAAAAACAUGCGUCAGCUGUUUUUUUUUUUUUUCUCCAGCCAAUGCAGGGGAGUUCUGAGCUUUCAUCCUGACUCUGCAUUGUGUAUUAAACAGGAACAGAGCCUCCUCUUAGGUUAUUUAUAACAAGAGCACAAUCAAACAUGGUAGAGCCAGCUCCAUAUCUUAACACGAAUUAAAUCAGUUACGCUAAAUUCAUUCCACAUACAAUGAGAUGUAGGCACUAAUUUCCUAGAAUGUAACUUUCCAUUAUCUCUUCUGGUCUUCACAAUAGACUUGAAUAGGAAUAGGUAGCAAAGUGCUAAGAUGUCUGUGUUUUCCUUACGUGCUCAAGACAAUUUUCCCAUGAAGUGACUCUAUUUGCUCUGUGUGUUGUUUUUGGAUUGAUAAAUGUGAGAUUAGCCCCGGUGUAAAAUACAGCUAUGAACAGCUUGAAAAUAUGAGCUGGUCAAACAAUGUUGAGUAUGGAGCUGUCUGAAUGGGUAAACCAGCUACCAGCUGUUUCAAAACCUAGCUUGAGCAAUAUUGUUUUUCAGCAGGGAAGUUUAUUAAAAACACUGGCCAGAGAAAUUUUGCUUGGUCACGACAUGUUAGUUAUAUAUAAUUUAGACCUUAGGACCUUAGUCAUGUAUGUGCUUGGGUUACAAAACAAGGCCCUUUUUCUGAACAUGGUCCGAAAAUAGUUUAAAAAAAUGUUUUAUUUGACUGUCAGGUCGAUCUUUCUUACUUUAGGAUGGCAUGCAAUAUCUUUUUUUGUAUGGAUUGUACAUCUGCUUUUGAUAGUUUCAAAGCUGCAUGUUUGCUGUAAAGAUAAUUUAAAUGAUUUACACAAUAAAAUGUAAUACAUUUGUAAAAUGUCCUCUGCCACUUGUAAUACUUUUAAGAAUCAAAGCAGCAGUUUGUAUUAUGAUAGUGAAUCUAAGUAAAUCAUAUUUGAGUGUAGCUAGAAAACUCUGAAACCUGAAAUUAAUAUACAUUACCUAAGGGGAGCAUCUAACCUCCUGAGAUCCUGCAUCCUCAAAGGAGGAUAUUCAAUUUCAGCUUUUCGUGAGCUUGACACAGUAUUUAUCUUAAGAUAAGGGACAUUUAAUUAAAAUGAAUUAAAAUAUAUUUUUGAAAACAUUUUCACUGCAACGUGUUUUUUUUUUGUAGACACUUGUAUUGUGCAAACGUGUAAUACGUUCCCCCUGGGUCUUAGAAGGCUAAAGAGAGAUGUUGAAUGAGGGGCUCACAGACGGUCCUCACUUCAGGGGCUUGGCUCAUUAUGUGUAUGGCUAGAAAGCUCUGCAAGUUGCCUAGAAAAUGUUCAGUCUUUCCCGAUGAGGAUCAUAUGCAUUUUUAUAUACAUUAAUUUCUGUAUUUUCCAUUUUUUUCCCGAUCUUGUACCAGCCAUCCCUGUUGAGCGUGGCGACCCGCUAACCCUGCCAAGUCCCUCCCUCUGGAGCAGCGAGCCAAUUAUGCCGCUCCACUAACUAACUAACUAUGCCAAACCCCAGUCCUUGGUGUGCAACUGCAACAAACUGCAACCGCAAGUCUGCUGCAUCUUAGCCUGUUGCACCACCACGGCCCCGAUCAUAUGCGUUUCCAAUCACCACAACUACCAGCAACGGAAGCCAUUUUAGGUGGCUUUCAUGAGUGGCCUUUGCUCUUGUUUUCAUCAUGCUCACCAAUAAGUCAGUUAUCGGCUGCUACUAACAUGCGAUACAUCACUUCAUCAUUUGAACAGCUACAGUGCACACAAGGCAUAUUUUAAAUCUAUUGUACACUAUGUUUUUUGUACAAUAUGAGUUUUACGAAAGGUACAAAAAGAUUAUGAAGUGAUUAAAUUAAGAUAAAUAUUUGAAAUAAUUGAGUUUUGUAUAAUACAUAUAGGCGGCGUGGGUAGCACUGCCGCCUCACAGCAAGGAGGUCCUGGGUUCGAAUCUCGGUCGGCCGGGGCCUCUCUGUGUGGAGUUUGCAUGUUCUCCCCGUGUCUGCGUGGGUUUCCUCUGGGUACUCUGGCUUCCUCCCACAGUCCAAAGACAUGCAGUUUAGGCUGAUUGGAGAGUCUAAAUUACCCAUAGGUAUGAGUGUGUGAGUGAAUGGUGUGUGUGCCCUGCAAUGGACUGGCAACCUGUCCAGGGUGUAUUCCUGCCUUUGUAUGCUGUAUGCUUUGUAUGCUGGGAUUCCUGCCAAUGUAUUCUGGGAUAGGCUCCAGCCCCCUUGCGACCCUGUUCAGAAUAAUACAUAUAUAUAUUUCCUUGUAUAAAGCUAAUUGAAUUGAUGAAUUGCGAAAACAAAUAAAAUGAAAUAAUCUCA
Molecule: messenger RNA, 6339 nt
Organism: Conger conger (European conger)
Lineage: Eukaryota; Metazoa; Chordata; Actinopteri; Anguilliformes; Congridae
Gene: misp
Product: mitotic spindle positioning
Exons: 6
Coding region: 431-3400 (989 amino acids)
Source: RefSeq, a predicted model, not a curated record